GGAUAUUCCGCUCUAUGCUUUCCAAUGGUUCGUACCUGUUCUAGUACUCGUUUUGAUAAUUUGACGCAAAGCUGGUGAUGUCAUGCAUGUUAUUAUGGAUUCAGUGACGGAUGAUAAUGGUAUUAGAACGGAUUUGACAAACAGUAAUUUUAAAUUUGUGAUCGAUUCACCAGAAAUCACCAAUCAAGCUGCCAUUUCUUCAGAUCCGGUUAUUCCACAAGCAUGCGGCAAAAAAUGGAGCGAAUCUAGGACUGACUGGGCAACUAACGGAACCUACGUGCCGUUGCGUGAUCGCAUUAAAAAGCGAAUUGCCAGAGGCAUACCAUUCUUUUCACUUGAAUUUUUUCCGCCGAAAACAGCAAACAGCGUUGCCAAUUUUUUCGCACGUCUUGACCGCUUUCGUGAAGGAAAUCCGAUGUUUGUUGAUAUAGCUUGGCAUUUCGGGUCCGAUCCUGGUAAUAUCAACAAUGAAACAUCAUCAUCCUCAGUGGCAGCAGGAUGUUUAGACUAUUGUGGGUUGGAUACGAUGCUGCAUAUCACAUGCUGUCCAUAUACAAAAGAGCAAUCAAUAAGGCAUUUAGAACAGAGUAAAGCAUUGGGACUAAAAAAUAUUUUUGCUCUUCGUGGUGAUCUUCCUCGACAGGACGAAAAUCCACUAUUGUACAAAUAUCGAGCUUUAGACCUCAUCCGAUGGAUAAAAGAGGAAUAUAACGAUUACUUUACGAUUGCUUGCUCUGGCUAUCCGGCAGGACAUCCUGAAGCUCCGAGUUAUCGAGCUGACCUUUUAUAUUUGAAAGCGAAAGUAGAUGCGGGAGCAGAUUUUAUUAUUUCUCAGAUAAUUUUUGAUGGGAAAAUAUUUCAAAGUUUUUUGCGUGAUUGUCGCGAAAUUGGUAUUACUGUACCAAUUAUCCCAGGAAUCUUGCCAAUCCAGAGUUAUGAGAGUAUUCGUCGUAUCGCAGAAUUAUCACAACUGAUCAUACCCGAUUCUAUCCUUGCUAGUUUGGAACCGAUCAAAAAUGAUGACGAUGCCGUACGUAAUUUUGGCAUUAGGCAUGCUGUCGAUUUAUGUCAAACACUUUUCACCAGUGGUAGCGCAACAUCUGUACAUCUCUUUACACUAAAUCGAGAAACUUCUUCAAGGGAAAUUUUACAACAAUUGGGGCUCUGGCCACGUUCACCAGUGCGUGCCCUGCCUUGGCGUUCGUUUGGUGAAAAUCAUCCUAUUCGCUGCAAGGAAGAUGUGCGACCUAUUUUUUGGUCAAUGCGACCGAAAUCUUAUAUUUUCAGGACCCGUGAAUGGGAUGAAUUCCCGAAUGGUCGUUGGGGUAACAGCAGUUCGCCAGCAUUCAAUGAUCUCAAAGAUUACUAUUUAUUCUAUCUGAAAGGACAGCCAACCAAGGAUGAGCAACUUCGAAUGUAUGGUGAACGUUUAGAAACGCUUGCUGAUAUACAAAAAGUAUUUGUCAAUUUUAUCACACAAGAUAACAAUGAAAAUGGUGUAAAAGUGAGCCAGUUACCUUGGAAUGAGCGACAUGAUGGUAUACGAGCUGAAACAUCACUUAUAAAGGAUCAGUUAUUGUGGUGCAAUGCAAAUGGAUUUUUGACAAUCAACAGCCAGCCAUCCGUUAAUGGAGCCCCUAGUACGGAUCCUUUUGUUGGUUGGGGAAAACCAGGUGGCUAUUGUUAUCAGAAGGCUUAUCUCGAAUUCUUUACAUCACAAGCAAAUGCCGAAGUUCUAUGGAGUCUUUUGCCAUCUUAUUCGCGUCUUAAUUGCCAUAUUGUUAAUCAUGAUGCAACAAUUGAUUGGACAAAUAAUGAAACGACGAUGCCGAUCGCUGUUACUUGGGGCGUAUUUCCGGGUUCUGAAAUUGCACAGCCAACAGUGGUUGAUCCACUUUCAUUUCGUGUUUGGAAGGAUGAGGCCUUUAGUGCUUGGUUAAACUGGUCAUCCAUAUACGCCGAAGGAACAUCGAGUCGUUGCUUGCUAGAAAAAAUUUAUAACGAAUAUUGUUUAGUGACUCUAGUAGACAAUGAUUACCCGAAACCAACUAUUAUUUUCGAUUGCUUGGCUCAGCUUAUCAACCGUUAG
This is a messenger RNA of Loa loa (African eye worm), 2089 nucleotides long. Its product is annotated as methylenetetrahydrofolate reductase. The record is from RefSeq and is a predicted model, not a curated record. Gene Ontology annotation, biological process: tetrahydrofolate interconversion. The transcript is spliced from 13 exons. NCBI's taxonomy places the organism in Eukaryota, Metazoa, Nematoda, Chromadorea, Rhabditida, Onchocercidae. Gene Ontology annotation, molecular function: methylenetetrahydrofolate reductase [NAD(P)H] activity; FAD binding. Bases 83 to 2089 code for a protein of 668 amino acids. Gene Ontology annotation, cellular component: cytosol.